AUGGAUCCUCCUCGCGCAGCCUGUCAACUGGGUAGUGAUGCGAUUCGUAUUGUUCUUGAAUUUUCCCUUCACACUUCUGGAUGGUUCGCGUUGGGGGUUCGCUUGAAUAAAGCCAAGUUAGCGGAGGGUGAGGAAAAACUCAUGGGCGAUGUUGAUCAGCAUAGAGAUCCUCGCGUUGGUCCUGAUGAGUCGCUAACCGAGCCUAGUAGAUUAUCUUCCGUUAUUGAAUAUUGCUCUUGGAAAUUCAACUGUCCUGAAAUGAUGGAGAAGGAGGCUGCUUCUCUUAAAAGGAAGACAGAUAAGAAGAGGGAAAAAUCUGUCAAGGCGAAAUCUGGGAAGAAAUCUUCGCGCUCGAAAGAGGUUGAUUUGGAAGAUGAGGUGACUUAUAGUGAUGAAGAAGACGAGGAAACGAAGAGGAAGAAGCUGAAGGAGUCUUCCUCCGCUGAGAUUGGUCUUUCUGUCGAGCCUUCUUCUAGUGCUGGUGAUGACAAGGGAAAGAGCUCUCGCGUUGAUGAUACACAUGAUGUAAUUGGUUCGCCUGUUCAUUCUCCUGAUGCGAUGACUAUUGGAGAUUCUUUAACUUCCAGUGCUUUUGCCCUUGAGGAUGUUGACGUGACUUUUACUUCUAAAAUUGCUUCUAUCGCCCAAUUAUCUGUGUCGGAUCCUAGUCUCUCUCAACUUCGCGGGAUGAUGUUGAACCUUGCUCAUCAAUCUUCUGUCGCCGCUACUCAGUCUGAGUGGGUGUUUGCAUCAGAACUUAGCCCGAAACAGCACAUCGCGCUUGAAUACCUGAACAUAUGUCGCAAUAUUACUCAAAUUGAGAAUUACAGCAAGGCGGUAGGCUUGCUCCGUACUCAGGCCGGAAAAUUUUCUUCUCUUCAGGCUGAAGUUUCAAACUUGCAAGGUGAUGUCUCUCUGCUUCAGAAGGAUCCUGAUAGGCUUGAAGGUGAAUCCACCGCUAACGCGAACUGGCCUGCUAUGUUUCGUGCUCAGAAUACUAUGCUCCUUGAAGUCUUCAAUCUAUCUGACCUCGCGGCUGCUGCAAAUUUAGAAAGGGAGGCCCUCCCGGAUCACUUCAAUUACCUUAGAGAAGAAUUUGAUAUGUCUAAAUUUGAGGUGGAUGAUAUUGAAUAUCUUAGGCAAAAGUAUGAAAUUCUUAAGUUCAAUUUUAGGAAAUCAAUUGCGAUUAUUGAAUCUCUUAGGUCUCGCGUUUGUACUCUAAAGGGGGAUGCCAAAAUUUUGAAAGAGGAUAAAGAGACUUUGUCAACCGACAAGGAUAAGAUCGUUGAGGAUGGGGUGAAAUCCCUUCAAGAUUGUCGGGACGAAAAUCUUGAACUUCACGCGAUUAUUGAGAAAAUUCGCGAUCGCCUUAAUAUUGAGGAAAAUGAGAAAAAUCUGAAGGCCGAGCUGAGUGAGCUUAGGGAGAAGUUUGAGAAAUCUCAACAAGAGUUGGAGACGAUCAUAGGCGAUGGUGGAUCUUCCUCGCAUCAAGUGGCUGAACUUACUAACAGGCUUGCUUUGGUGAAUGAUGAUCUUGUUCAGACAAGGAAUGGUGCUGAAGAGUACAAGGAGCGCAUGGAUGCUAGCGAUGAGGAAGAAGUUAUUGAGAGCGAAGUAGAGAAUGGAUCCGAGGGAGAGCAGUCUAAUUUAGAAGGCGAAACUGAUGGAGACGAUGCUAACUCUGAGGGUGAAACCAAUGAAAUAGAUGUUGAAGGUGACCAAGGCGAACACCAAGAACCUCAAGUUGCUGAAGAUGUGGAGAAUGAUCAGGAAAAAAUCCCGCGAGCAGAAACUGAACAUGCCCCAAAGACUGCAAUCAAGAACCUGAUUCGUCUCUUAAGGGAGAUAUGUCUGAUAUUCCGCGAACCAAAAUUGGAGAAAAAUGAGAAAAAUCUGAAGGCCGAGCUGAGUGAGCUUAGGGAGAAGUUUGAGAAAUCUCAACAAGAGUUGGAGACGAUCAUAGGCGAUGGUGGAUCUUCCUCGCAUCAAGUGGCUGAACUUACUAACAGGCUUGCUUUGGUGAAUGAUGAGCUUGUUCAGACAAGGAAUGGUGCUGAAGAGUACAAGGAGCGCAUGGAUGCUAGCGAUGAGGAAGAAGUUAUUGAGAGCGAAGUAGAGAAUGGAUCCGAGGGAGAGCAGUCUAAUUUAGAAGGCGAAACUGAUGGAGACGAUGCUAACUCUGAGGGUGAAAUCAAUGAAAUAGAUGUUGAAGGUGACCAAGGCGAACACCAAGAACCUCAAGUUGCUGAAGAUGUGGAGAAUGAUCAGGAAAAAAUCCCGCGAGCAGAAACUGAACAUGCCCCAAAGACUGCAAUCAAGAACCUGAUUCGUCUCUUAAGGGCGAUAUGUCUGAUAUUCCGCGAACCAAAAUUGGAGAGUCUUCCCAAUUGGUUGCUGUUCUUGCUACUACUACUUGCAUUGCCUUGUGCUGCUGCCACUUCUUCUCCUGUUGCCUUCCUAGCCAGCAACUCUGUUCCUUCCCCUGUUGCUGUGCACUUGCCUUGCAUUGCUUGUGCAGCACUGCUACUGCAGCUGUCUCCUUCCACUGCCUCCUGCAUCUGA
Papaver somniferum (opium poppy) is the source of this 2562-nucleotide messenger RNA. RefSeq lists its product as uncharacterized. The record is from RefSeq and is a predicted model, not a curated record. The transcript has 13 exons. NCBI's taxonomy places the organism in Eukaryota, Viridiplantae, Streptophyta, Magnoliopsida, Ranunculales, Papaveraceae. Bases 1 to 2562 code for a protein of 853 amino acids.